This is a messenger RNA of Pseudovirgaria hyperparasitica, 2413 nucleotides long. RefSeq lists its product as uncharacterized. The transcript has 5 exons. Bases 290 to 2413 code for a protein of 707 amino acids. NCBI's taxonomy places the organism in Eukaryota, Fungi, Ascomycota, Dothideomycetes, Acrospermales, Acrospermaceae. The record is from RefSeq and is a predicted model, not a curated record.
ACCAGCUGCGGCAUCACCAUCCACUGUGGUGGGCCGGCAGCAUGAGAACGCCGAGAAAUCUAUUCGAGACCAUCUCUCAGUACCUAGAUCGGACACCAUGCCCUCCCGCUCCGUGCCUCUAUCCGCAUGUGCCCCGCCAUACAUGUGGAGCCGGACAGGUACCUAUUCCUCAAAGCGCAUUGCAUAUGUACUCCUGUAUACCCUUGAUCACCCUUUGCGUUUUCUCUUUAUGCCCUAAAAAUAGUUAUAGUCCCCGCCGAGUGCAGGGACCGGUCAUUACAUAUCGAUUAUGUCGAGUCUCCCUAGUGUUGGAGACAUCCUUAUGUUAUCGCAACUUGCUUGGCGUAUAGGGAGGGCAUUUGUGGCUGGAAGCGAGGCAGCACCGCAAGGAUUCAUCGAAAUUGAAAAACAGGUCUCUCAUCUGUCAAAAUCAUUGAAAUUCUUUGCUGAGGCUCUCUUUUCCAAUCCGGACAACAAUAUACUCAACUACGCCUCGGCGGACACUAAGGAUGGUGUUAGGAAGCUUCUCUCAUCCAUACAGCAGACACUCCAAGAUCUCGACAGUCUCAUCUUUGAACAUCAAAGUACCGUCAAGAAAAGUACUGAGGGGGGUUGGACAGUAGUGCGAACAUGGAGUCCUAUGGUCCUAGCAAACUACAAGUAUAUGAUGUGGACAUCUGAAGGUGGCUCUCUCGAAUCGUUGAGGGACCUUCUACAAAUGCAUACGAACACUCUCAAGCUGACCACACAUGCUGUACAGAGUAAUUCUCUCUCGAAUCUAGAAGAAGCAGUACGUAGUAUAUCUGAGAAGGUUCGCCGAAGGCACCGCGAAUCAGCUACAGAUUUCGAUGAGAGAAUACAUGAGGUUAGCCGCUCCAUACAUGCAGCAGUUAAUGGUCUUCCGAAUACAUCGAUGGACAACUCAGAGAUAGACUCCGCGUCGCCAUGUUUUCCGGCAGAGCUGGAAGACCUUUUGCCACCCCCGCCGCCUCUCAAAAGCUCCAGACGUGGACUGUCCGCCCCGACAGCGGGUCAAUCAGAACUACAAGCUUCGUCAGUGGGAGAUCUAAGCGCACCCUCACGACCUUCGAGUCACACGAGUGGCUCCAGCUCGGGCAAGUUUGAUCCGAGAUGGAGCGCUCUAAGCGGGAUGAACUCACGUCCUCUGUCGCUGAGUCGUGCCAGUAUGGGUCGGGAAACGUCCAUAAGAAGCCAAAUGUCAUAUCAAUCAGGCGACUUUCCUUGCGCAAUGGGUAGUAUGAGUCCUGUAGAACCCACGCCACCCCAUCUCAUGGCAACCGAUCGACACAGCAGUAUAGUGUCAAUAGAACCUCUGCCUCCUUCAAUGGUUAUGGAGAUUGAUUCGCACUCGUCUCUGAAUAGAAGAAUGGAUACACUCCCCGUAAGUCAGCCUCGAAUUUCUACCAAAUCUAUCCGACUCGCGAAUGCUGUCGCGACGGAAAGACAGAUGGACAACUUCCAGGCUGAUGCCUUCAAAAACUCUGCAAUACUCUGUGACGUACGAGGUACUGCGGUCGAAUGGACUCGUUCAGUGCCUAUCGAUCCGGAAGAAUACAAUCCAUCUAAUCCAUACGGAGUCGAGUUAGUACAGGCCAUGGAGUCAUGCCGCUUGUGUAUUGUCAAAAAGCGCGAAGUCUUACCCCAAGGAGAGACCCAUAUUGCAACGAGCAUAUGGGCUUUCAGUGACGAUGGAGCCAUGCGGAUGCAGCAAAAGCUCCAAGACCAUACACAAUACAUACCAUACUCCUCAUAUUUUUCCUCGGAGAAGAUCUCACUGUCGGUACCUAGCGAGCUCAAGUUCCACGACGUCGUCUACGGCUCACGGCCGCUCCAAGUCUCAAGCACGAAUUGGAUCAACUACGUAAUUGAAGACGCACAAGCUGCCGCAUCCUUCCAAAACGAGCUCAUGUCAAGCACGCUCAUUGCGCAAUUCAAAACUGAGAAGACUCUUCGCCUUCACGAAGGUAUCACCAGCGUCCUCACCUACCAAGAGCAAAUGUGCGGCAUGGAAAACCUGCGGGUAUGGGAAGACGAAGUGACAAAAGGCAUCUUCGCUAUGAUACACUUCUCGGCACAGUUCAGGCCUGGUUAUUUCGCAUUCUGGCUCAACAGUUCACAGAAUUCGAUCCGUGUGAAAGACGAUGGCGGCUGUCAGGUGAAAGUCAAGGGCUUGCGGAUACCGCACGGCAUAGAUGUUAAAGGAAAAGGAAAGGCAUCAGAUACGCUGCCUGAACCAAAUCAGACAGCGAAUGGUGGGAGGAGAGGCAGUGAGCACAAGCGAUUUGUGACGGGCGCGAGGAUUGAGUUCUCGAGCGAGGUGGAAAAGUAUGCGUUCCUGGAUUUGGUGAAGCAAGUUCAGCAGACGAUGAUCAUGCUGCCAGAUCUAAUGUAG